AUGCCAGAGAGUGCAGCCUAUAUAACAAAUGGAGACACAAAUCUAAGGAGCAUGAUGAAUGCUCUGGGCUACAGUGAAUCACUCGAAAAAUUGGGACAAUUGAAGCGUCCAGGGCUCAGAAGGGAAUGGAGCUUUUUCUUCGACUGCAUCACCAGGGCCUUUCAGAAGAAGUCUACCAACUGGGAUGCCAUACCCAUGGACAUGCUGCAGAUUGGGCUUCAUAAAAGGGUGUUCAAGGACCUCAUUUCCAAGGAUGAGAAGUAUCCAAUUCAGAGGCCCCUCCUAAUUCCAGCUCCAGUUAGAGCUAGGAUGGAUUUGCCACCAGUCCAACAACAACAACCACAACAACAACAGCCUCAACCUCCAAUUUCUCCUACAGCCACCAAACAACCCAGAUCCUCUGCAUCCAAGUCUAAAAAGGCUACAAAGUCUGAUGAAAAUCCCUCCACUGUGAAGACCAGAACCUCUGUUGCUACACAAGUUCUGAAGACAAAGUCUGAUAAACCAGCAAACUCUGAUGCUGUAAACACUAAUGCUGUAAACACUGAUGCUGUAAACUCUGAAGCUGCUUCUCCUCCAAAGCAGAAAAGAAGGAGACUGGUUGCAGCCUAUGAUUAUGAUGAUCUUGAACCUACACAUGCAUCAAACUCUGAACCUUCUCCUACAACAAACUCUGAACCUUUACAGGCUAGUCCUCAGCCAAAGACAGCUAGAUUUAAAAGAAGGGCUAACAAGCCUAAGAGGGCAAAGGCUGUUCCAAUCUCUGCUACAGCAUCCUCUACUUCAUCUGAAGUAGAUGAGGAAAUAAUAUGCAAGGAAAAAGCUGAUGCUGAGACAACAGUGUCUGAUUCUCAAAUUCCAGUAUCUGAUCAUGGACCCUCCACUCCAAUUCCUCACUCUCCAUUAAAGUUUCCUGAGGGUGCCAUUAUUCAUGACACAGCUCCAGAAAACUACAAGUCAGAUGCUGUAGUUGAAGAAUCUGACAAGAUAGCAUUGGAAGCCCUGCAGUCCCUUGCUAAGGCUAGUGAAGAGCCUAGCAAAUCAAAAGCUGAAGUUCAAGAAAAAUCUGUUCCAGACCUUGUUGAGAAUGUUGAAGAUCCUGCAUCUGAUGAUGAUAAGGAUGAUGAAAGUUCAGAUGAUGACAAUGAUGAUGAAGAUGAAGUCCCUUUGUCUCAUCUACAACAAAAGUGGGAGUCUACCAGCCAAGGGUCUCAGAACAGAGGUAGCCAGUUUCAAAGAAACUCAAAAUAUGGACAAGAAAAGGCACCUGUUACCUCUAAAGGAAGACAUGAAGAAGCUGGUGUCUGCCAAUGA
Daucus carota subsp. sativus is the source of this 1314-nucleotide messenger RNA. RefSeq names its product KNR4/SMI1 homolog. The record is from RefSeq and is a predicted model, not a curated record. The transcript has 4 exons. The coding region runs from base 1 to 1314 and encodes 437 amino acids. Lineage: Eukaryota; Viridiplantae; Streptophyta; Magnoliopsida; Apiales; Apiaceae.